AAACUUGAAUGUUUCUGACGGGGAAAAGGACUGGGCCGCCUGCUGUAGACUCAAACUUCAGAAUCGCGUUUAUUAACCCCAUUUCAUCGCUUCAUUUUUUAAUACUUAAGUUGAGUUCUUACGUAUUUGUGACGCUUAACUUUUUAGGACCCUCGAGACUGAGACGUUUGUUCAGAACUUAAUUUUCCAUCAUAUAAGACUUCCUUUCCAAAUGAUGUUGACAGGAGACGGCUGGUUUUACUGAGGUACUUUUGGCCUGCUGAAGUUUUGAGUCACCUGUGACAGAUUUCACUUCCUCAUCAGGAUUUGAUGUGUUUUGCGCUUCGACACCAGCUGUCGGUUGUUUAUCUCGUGAAUGGGACUUUGUCCGCUGUCGCUCAGAUGAAAACCGACGUCUGGCAGUAGCUGAACCACCUGCUGCAUCAAAUCUCUUAGUUUGCCUGCAAACAGGUGCUGCAUGUGUGUGUGUGUGUGUGUGUUUACCAGCUCUAAUGGUAGCAGCUAGAAAAUAUCACAUGUGACAGGAUUGAACUGCCUCACCAUGACAGAGGUCCAGACUCCAUGGCCACAGGGCACAGAGUGUGUGGCCAGGUACAACUUCAAAGGCACAUCAGAACAGGACCUGCCCUUUAACAAAGGAGAUGUGUUGACCAUUAUUGUCGUCACAAAGGAUCCAAACUGGUACAAAGCUAAAAAUUCUGCAGGUCGUGAGGGGACAAUUCCAGCCAACUAUGUUCAGAAAAGGGAAGGUGUGAAACAUGGAGGCAAACUGAGUCUAAUGCCGUGGUUUCAUGGGAAGAUAACACGGGAUCAGGCAGAGCGGUUGCUUAACCCUCCUGAAACGGGCCUGUUCUUGGUGCGAGAGAGCACCAACUUCCCCGGGGACUACACCCUGUGUGUGAGCUGUGAUGGUAAGGUGGAGCACUACCGCAUCAUCUACCACAACGGCAAGCUAACUAUUGAUGAGGAGGGGUUCUUUGAGAACCUCAUGCAGCUGGUUGAGCACUACACCAAAGAUGCAGAUGGCCUGUGCACCAGACUAAUAAAGCCAAAACUGGAGGAGGGGACAGUGGCCGCUCAGGAUGAGUUUUCCAGGAGUGGCUGGUCAAUGAGCAGAAAAGACCUCAAGCUGCAGCAGGUUAUUGGGAAAGGAGAGUUUGGAGAUGUCAUGGUGGGAGACUACAGAGGGACAAAAGUAGCUGUCAAGUGCAUAAAACAUGAUGCUACAGCACAGGCCUUUAUUGCAGAGGCUUCUGUCAUGACGCAACUACGGCACGAUAACCUGGUGCAGCUGCUUGGAGUAAUUGUAGAGGAGAACGGGAGUCUGUAUAUAGUUACUGAGUACAUGGCCAAGGGCUGUUUGGUUGACUACUUACGUUCCAGAGGCCGGACAGUACUUGGUGGAGAUGCUCUCCUUAAUUUUGCACUAGACGUCUGUGAAGCCAUGGCGUACCUAGAAGCCAACAACUUUGUCCACCGAGACUUAGCAGCCCGCAAUGUCCUCGUGUCAGAUGACAACAUAGCCAAAGUCAGUGACUUCGGUCUGACCAAGGAAGCCUCUUCCACUCAGGAUACUGCUAAGCUGCCUGUGAAGUGGACGUCACCAGAGGCCCUCAGAGAAAAGAAAUUUUCCACCAAAUCAGACGUUUGGAGCUACGGUAUUUUGCUUUGGGAGAUUUACUCGUUUGGCCGAGUGCCUUACCCAAGAAUUGCAUUAAAAGAUGUUGUGCCUCGAGUAGAGAAGGGAUACAAAAUGGACUGUCCAGAUGGCUGUCCUGAAGUGGUGUAUAACAUGAUGAAGCAGUGCUGGAACCUGGAUCCUGCUGCCCGACCAAGCUUUCAGAUGUUGAAGGAGUGGCUACAACAUAUCACCCAAGGGAUGGGAAGAAAACAAUGAGCGAUCUGACAGAAUAGACACAGGAAGUGAAUUUCCUAUUCCUUCAUUUUGACCACUUGGACCAUGACAUGGGAUGAAAAAAUAGAUUUCAAAUUGUAUUAAUUGACAAAAUUUGUUUUCACAUAAUGUUCAUAAACUGGAAACAUUUCUGAGCGUCAUCCCUCUCCUCAAGUUGUUCAAACUGCUUUAAUUCUUAAUUACUGACUCAGAUGGUCUAGUAGAGCUCGGUUAUCAAAAGUGAAUGAAUAAUAUAUCAACGAGACUUUCCUUAGAACACAGUGCUGCCUCAGAGCCACAGUGCCUUGACCUGUUGUUUUAGAUAUAUUUUAUGCCCUUUAUGUUUAGAUCCUAGGUCAUAUUGGUGGCAUCAUUUAAUUUUAUGAACAUGUAGACGGUAACAUCAUUUGACUAUCCGUUUAAAGAGGAAACACUCCUCAAAAGUAGGAAUACAAUUUUGAUACAUCAUUACUCUCCGUAUUAUUUUCACAGUUUCCAGGUACACUGUUUGAAUGUUGUUAUUUUGUUAAAAGGACUAAGUUAAAAUAGCUAUAAUUAUGCAGCUUUAUUUUUUCAUAUAAUUUUAUAUAUGUUAUGCCUACAUUUGGAUCCCUCUGUAAGUCAAAAAAGGAAGCACAAGUUUGGACAAAUGUCACCAUUACUACUGAUACCAUAACACCAUUCAGCUCAGUCAUGUAGGCACCAUUCCCAUGUACAGAAUUUUCCAUCCGGCAUUGAUAAAUGUUUUAUUUUGGGAAUCUUGGAUUCAACCAAACCAUCUGGAUUUUGAAUGUAAUGAGAAAAAGAGAAUGUUUAUAAAUUGACUGUGUUGCCAUUUUCAACAAUAAAAAAGAAUACAUUUUGAAA
Molecule: messenger RNA, 2761 nt
Organism: Micropterus salmoides (largemouth bass)
Lineage: Eukaryota; Metazoa; Chordata; Actinopteri; Centrarchiformes; Centrarchidae
Product: tyrosine-protein kinase CSK-like
Exons: 13
Coding region: 542-1897 (451 amino acids)
Biological process (GO): protein phosphorylation; regulation of Fc receptor mediated stimulatory signaling pathway; adherens junction organization
Molecular function (GO): protein tyrosine kinase activity; protein binding; ATP binding
Source: RefSeq, a predicted model, not a curated record